Molecule: messenger RNA, 4086 nt
Organism: Python bivittatus (Burmese python)
Lineage: Eukaryota; Metazoa; Chordata; Lepidosauria; Squamata; Pythonidae
Source: RefSeq, a predicted model, not a curated record
AGCUGUUUUGUUUCUGUCUGACUUCAGGAUCGAGGGAUUGUUACCUGGAUGUUUGAUGUAUCUCUUUUUUCCCCCCUUUGGAUAGACUGUUCAGUUUGACCUUGAAGAAGCUCAUUAUGCUGAAAGAGAUGGACAAGGAUCUCAGCUCGGUGGUGAUUGCUGUAAAACUGCAGGGUUCAAAGCGGAUCUUGAGGUCCAACGAGAUCGUUUUGCCUGUGAGCGGACUCGUAGAAACAGAGCUUCAGUUGACUUUCUCAUUGCAGUAUCCUCACUUCUUGAAACGAGACGCCAAUAAAUUGCAGAUCAUGUUACAGAGAAGGAAGCGAUACAAAAACCGGACCUUUCUAGGCUACAAAACGUUGGCUGUGGGCCUGAUCAACAUGGCCGAGGUGAUGCAGCAUCCCAGCGAGGGGGCCCUGGUCCUGGGACUCCACAGCAACGUGAAAGACGUCUCCGUCCCAGUGGCUGAAAUCAAAAUCUACUCUCUGUCCAGCCAACCCAUUGACCAUGAAGGACUCAAGUCAAAAUUAUCAGAUCGCUCCCCUGACAUUGAUAACUACUCGGAGGAAGAAGAGGAGAGUUUCUCUUCCGAACAGGAAGGCAGCGAUGACCCCCUGCACGGGCAGGAUUUGUUCUACGAAGAGGACGAUCUUAGGAAGGUGAAAAAGCCGAGGCGGAAACUGACGUCGACUUCUGCAAUCACUCGGCAGCCAAAUAUUAAGCAGAAGUUUGUGGCUUUAUUGAAAAGGUUCAAAGUCUCGGAUGAGGUCGGUUUUGGAUUGGAACACGUGUCUCGAGAGCAGAUCCGGGAGGUCGAAGAAGACCUGGAUGAGCUUUAUGACAGCCUGGAGAUGUACAACCCCAGCGACAGUGGCCCCGAGAUGGAAGAUACUGAGAGCAUUCUGAGCACCCCAAAGCCAAAACUCAAGCCGUUCUUUGAGGGGAUGUCCCAGUCGAGCUCCCAGACCGAAAUUGGAAGCCUCAACAGUAAAGGAAGUCUUGGCAAGGACACCACCAGUCCUAUUGAAGCCUCUGCCGGAGACAAACUGAAACCGAACCGGAGUAAAAACGUUGAUGACAUCAACGAAACAGACAUGCUGGAAGGGAGCGAGCAGGAUGCUUUUGGGGACUUGUCCACCACCUUCAUUAUCCCAGAAAAAAUCAAGACGCCUAUGAAAACAAGCAAGGGAGACCUUCAGAGCAUGGCCUCGCCUAGCAAAAUGGACAGCGCCAUGCACACCCCCCGUCAAAAACGCAGCACUCCACUCAAGGAGCGUCAGCUUUCCAAGCCGCUUAGUGAAAGGACCAACAGUUCUGACAGCGAAAGGUCCCCGGAUUUAUGUCACAGUACGCAGAUUCCUCGCAAGAUUGUUUAUGAUCAGUUGAAUCAGAUCCUCGUGUCGGAUGCUGCACUGCCAGAAAAUGUAAUCCUCGUGAAUGCUGUUGACUGGCAAGGCCAGUACGUAGCUGACCUCCUCCAGGAUCAGAAGAAGCCCGUCGUUUGUACGUGCUCCACCAUCGAAGUGCAAGCUGUCCUUUCUGCAAUCCUCACGAGGAUCCAGAGAUACUGCAAUUGCAAUUCCUCCAUGCCGCGCCCCGUGAAAGUGGUAUCUGUCGGGGGCCAGAGCUAUCUCAGUGCCAUUUUGAGGUUUUUCGUGAAGCAGCUGGCGAACAAGACGUCGGACUGGCUCAACCACAUGAGGUUCCUAAUCGUGCCGCUAGGAUCUCACCCAGUCGCUAAAUACAUGGGCUCUGUGGACAGCAGAUACAGCAAUAUGUUUCUGGACACCUCCUGGAGAGAACUCUUCAGCAAACCUGAACCACCUGCAAUAGAGCCCUUGGACGUGGUCGGCCGGAUCACACAGUACGUGAACGGAGCCAAUGUGACUCACCAGCUGCCCGUGGCGGAGGCCAUGCUAACCUGCAAACACAAAUUCCAAGAUGAAGAUUCCUACCAGAAGUUCAUCCCUUUCAUUGGGGUGGUCAAGGUGGGCCUCAUUGAGGAUUCACCUGCGGCAGCAGGUGAGGGAGACGAUUCCCCCAUCAUCAGCCUCACGGUUCCCUCCACCUCUCCCCCUUCAAGUUCGGGCCUUGCCAAGGACGUCUCUGCCACUCCCCCAUCCUCUCCAUCGAUGACCAGCGGACUGGCUGUGGUGGGGUCUCCCAGCAGCCCUUACGGUGAUGUGAUUGGCCUGCAGGUGGAUUACUGGCUAGCUCAGCCCACGGAAAAGAAGAAAGAAGGGGAGAAGAAGGACACCAGCUCCAAAAACACCCUCAAGAGUGUCUUCCGCUCGGUGCAGGUCUCACGGCUUCCCAACAGCGGAGAGACCCAGCCCUCUGGGACCAUGGCCAUGACAGUCGUCACCAAGGAGAAGAAUAAGAAGGUGCCCACCAUUUUCCUGAGCAAGAAACCCAAAGAGAGGGAAGUCGAUUCCAAGAGCCAAAUGAUUGACGGGAUCAGCCGGCUCAUCUGCUCAGCCAAGCAGCAGCAAACGAUGCUGAAAGUUUCCAUCGAUGGAGUGGAAUGGAGCGACAUCAAGUUUUUCCAACUGGCCGCCCAGUGGCCAACCCAUGUGAAGCAUUUCCCGGUAGGGCUCUUCGGCUCCAAACCAGCCUGAGGGCGAGGGCAGGACGCCUUCCCGUGCCCUCCUCGCUCUGCUGCGACACGGCACCCCCUCCGUCUGAACCAUCUGCCCACCAAGAGCUGCGCCGUGCUCACUUCACCCGUGUUGCGUUCCUGUGUGUCGAUCGGGCUUUGCUGGGGGGGAGGGUCCAGGCCCCGAGGUCCAAAAGAGAUGCUCGGUUUUCCUAUCCAGCCGAGGAGCUGCCCGCUGCCCGCUUCCGUAUCUUGUGCUGCUGCAUCGUGCUGUGGGCGCCCCGCCUCCACCUGUGCUGAGUGCACUGCCCCUUGAGGACAAACUCUUCUGCCACUUCAAAUCUCUUGGCCUCCCAUCCUAGCGGGGCCACGCUCCUUCCUUGAGCUGGGGUGGCACACCGGUGCUGCUGAGUCUUCCUGAAGAACGUGUUGGUGAACUCAUGGUCCGCAGAAAUCUGCCUUCUUAACAACCUUCUUGGGUCCUCUGUUCCAGCGUUGGCUGAGCCAUCAGAGAGCUCAGAGGAGCUCCGCUUUCCAAGUUCUUCUUCUCAUUCCAGCUUUCCUAAAAGCACAACGCAGCAGAGCUCCUGGGGCUAAUUCAACUCCCAGAUUCCACCCCAGCUGUUAGCAAGGGGUGCCCGUCUUCAUCACUCAAACGUGCAGGGGUGGCGGAAGGAGCAUUCGUUUUCAGGCGGCGCCACCUCUUCCUCACUCAACUGGGCUUGCUUCUGUACCUUCGGCUCUCUCCGCAGUCUUGUCGCUUUUUUUUUUUAAACCAAGGAAGGUGAUGGGUGUGAUAAGGCCUCCCUUCCCCUUAUGGGGUCGUCGUGGAGUGUGGGGUGAGAAGGAUGGUUCCCCAUUUGACCAUCUGGCGUUUCCUGAAGCUCAUCCCGUUGUGGGCAGGGGUGCCUCCAUCUCAGCUGCCUCCCAUAAUACAAAGAGCAGAGUCUGCAACCCAGACCUCUUCUCCUGAGCCAUUCUUCUGGCAUGGACAUGGACGUGCUGAGGAACCGUUGGCCACCUCCACCGACGUCUGCUGGUCACUGCUGUUCGUACGGUGGCCGUGGGAUGCCAGCCUCCUCCAGAGGCAAGGAGCAGCCACCCAGUGAGGAUUUGCAGAAACUCCUGGUGGUAUCCACGCUCUUCUGCAAGUCCCAACGCCUGCUGGAGUGUCUUCUUCCAGAGCCCUUGGUUUGGAAAGGUGAAAACAACCCUUGCUCUGAGGGGGUUGAAUGAAUGCCAGCCCACCCAUUCAAAUAGUCACCUCAGGAGAGAUCGCCCCACACCUAUGCUCCAGGGAAAAAAAAAGUUUUCAAGAGCAGAGAAGCUUCUCCAUCGUAAGUCAGAACUGAUCCAGGGGGACAUCUUCAUGAAUUUCAUGCGGACUCGUUCUCCCCUUUCCAGCCUCUUCCUUUUCACACUCCUAUAAAAAGUGAGAUCAGAAAGCUGCAUUUCCAAGAAAUAAAUGGAAGCUCUCUCUUUUUUUUUUU